UAAUAGAUCUACAACCUAAGUCUAUGCAGGCAUAUAUGGCACGAUCCAAUAAUGGAUUUUCGUUGCAUGCAAUCAUGGAGCCAAUCAGAAUCGUUAUUUUUUUAGGUCCCGCCUUUGUUGGCUGUUGUUGAUUUCUGAGUUGGGCUGCUUCAGCAUUUCCCUGGAUUUUUUGAUACCUUCAUGGCAGACGAUGUGCGGCUGUCUCAAGCCCUUGUUAAAUCGACAACUGAAUCGCAGCAAGGUGGAUCUAGUAAACCUGUAAAACGACGAGCACGGUUAGCCUUAUCUUGUCAACGUUGUCGUAAACAUCGAUCCAAAUGUUCUCGCACACGUCCAGCCUGUGAUCAAUGCAUUGAAGCCGAAGCCUCGUGUGAAUACUUGGAUAAACCGGGUGAUUUGGAAAGCACGGCUUUGCGAGAUCGAUUUGCAGGUCUUGAAGAUCAGAUUGAUUCACUGGUGGGUGAGUUUGAUCUGAUUGAAAAACUAGUUGCCAAUCAGCAACGAACCCUGCUUCGCACCGAUGCUCUGCACAAGUGGAGUAUUCAGACCGACUCGGCCAACGGGUUAACGAUCGAAACUCACAUGAAAGACGUGGAAGAAAUUUAUUCCACCUUGAUCAGAUUUGCCCUCGAUAAUGCCACCACCACUUCCUCGUCCUACGCACCUCAACCUAAUGUCUCUUCUCCCUCCUGCUUUAUCCGAAAUAAUGCCAUCUAUCCGACCGUCCGCCUAAGUCAUUUCACCAGCUUGCAACCCCAAUCUACCUCGACAGAUGAACCCAAGGAAGAAAUCACACAACCGCCACAAGCUUUGCCACCGGAAGUUCUGCGGCCUUUGUUAAGUCUCUAUUCAACUUGCCUUUUGCAUGGUGGAAUUCAGCCUCUCGAUGACACAUUCUUUGCCAUGUUACUUGACCCUUCGCUCGUAUCUUCCUCACCCUGUCUCCAACUCCUUCUCGCUUCAAUCAUUUGUCACAUGUUGAUUCAUACCUAUUGCUGGCACCAACAUAUCCUCCGUCCAUUGUCCAUGACCAAAGAAGCAUGCACCCAACUUGCACUACAACAUUAUCGCUGGGCAAAACACCUUUUAGCCUCGGUCUAUUUCGAUACGCCUUGCCUUUUGACGAUUCACGCUAUUUGUAAUCUUGUCCUCUAUCAUAUGGAAAAUGGCAAUAUUUGUGCCAUUUACUUAUACUCCGGCAUGGCGGUACGUAUGGCGCUGGCUCUCCAGUUAUAUGCCGAGGACACAUUGGACGCCGUUGUACAGGCUCAGGCUGAAUAUCUGCCUGGCCAAUCGUUGCAGAGGAUCAGUACGUACUCUAGAUCCCUCAUCUUGUUUUUAUACUGUUUGGACACAGCCUCGUCCCAUUACCACAACAAACCCUACGAAGUCCACCUCGAAGAUGAUCAUUCGAGUCAAAAAUCGUUUUUCUAUCGAUCUUUGACCUCCUUAUCAAACGAUUCCCAAGUCAAUCAAGCGCAAGUCUUGUUUCAACGUUUGGAAUUCCAGUCAUGUCAGCUUACGCGGGAUAUUCGACGAACUUGCUUUGUUAACGACAAACAACAAACUCCUUUCAAGGAAAUUGAACGCAUCGAACAAGCACUGACUAUGUAUCGGAUGGCACUGCCCAACAUCAACAUCGCACUUGUGAAUCAAUCCUCUUCAUGGCAGAUUCGCAAUGUUUAUAUCCCAUGGAUCAAAUAUCACGGCUUGUGGAUUUUGCUUCAUCAGACUUAUCUUCCUACUCCGAUGUCUUUGGAACGGUGUAUAACAGCCGCAUUUUCUAUAGUAGACCUGUUCAAAACCUGGAAUCAGCAUAUCGAUUGUUACUUCCGACCUUGCGUUCAUGAACUGAAGCAAGCAUGUGAUAUCUUGUUAUACCUCGUCGACACGCAAUCCAUGGUUCGAGCUCAAGCAUUGGCAGGUCUGAACGUGCUUUUGGAUGUGAUUCUGCAUACGCCAGUUCAUGACAUUGCGAAAACGCGACCAUUUGUACAGCGAAUCCAGCAAGCCCUGCAACAGCAAUAACCCGCCGGAUAUAUAUAUAUAUAUAUAUAUAUAU
Molecule: messenger RNA, 2062 nt
Organism: Radiomyces spectabilis
Lineage: Eukaryota; Fungi; Mucoromycota; Mucoromycetes; Mucorales; Radiomycetaceae
Exons: 3
Coding region: 181-2028 (615 amino acids)
Biological process (GO): regulation of DNA-templated transcription
Cellular component (GO): nucleus
Molecular function (GO): DNA-binding transcription factor activity, RNA polymerase II-specific; zinc ion binding
Source: RefSeq, a predicted model, not a curated record